AUGGCCGAAGUAUACAGGUUGGUUGCUCGAGGCAUUUUAGUAGCUGACUAUUUAACUAAUGUACAACGUCGUCGUCGUCGUCGUCGUCGUCGUCGUCGUCCAACUAAAACAUCCUCUAAUUUAUGUCAACCACUUUUAACUGAUGUUAUUAUCUCAAUUCCUAUUGAAAAUCGCUGCUAUUCAAUUGAAAAAUGUUACUUAACAUUUACUAAAAAUGAUCAGAUUAUUACAUUCAAGCGUAAUAAUAAUAGUUUUCCAGUGUUUUUCUCAACAAAAUUUAGACUUUUAAUCAAACACGAUCUUCCUAAUGAGGAAAUUUUAUUUUCAUCAUUAUCAAAAAAUAAAAUAAUAAAUACAACGAGAUUAUCAACGAAAUAUUGUUAUAGAGAAAAUAAACUUGCCAAACGAAAUACUCGACAAUAUGAUCGAUCAGAAUCAACAUCAUCAAUAGUAAUUACAUUUAAUUCAUCAUCGUUCAUUGAUUAUCGUCAUAGAGACACACUUGUUUAUCCACUUCGUUUAUCUGUACGGUUUCGUACAUUGGGUAGAAUAUCGAAUGGUGUUCUACUUUCUCUAACUCAUCGUAAAUCAAAAUCAUUGAUAAUACCAUUUAUUAUCAUUGAACAUACGAAUGGAAAAAUUGAAAUCACUGUUCUUCAAUUAAAUGAUAGAAACGCAUUAUCACCUGUCACUAAUGUUCAAUGUGGUAAAAAUGUCAAUAAUGAUAAUUGGCACAAAUUACAAUUUGAAAUCGAUCUAAAUGGUGCAUUUAAAGUUGUUGUUGAUGAUGAUACGCGAACAUCACAAGUUCCUAGUUAUGCUGUAUCGAGUUGGAAUAUAAAUGGACUGUUGGUUGGUGAUACUCGUCGUUUAAAUGAUGAUAUCUUUCAACCGUUUAUUGGCUAUAUGGGCGAUCUUAUAUUUAAUGAUGAAUAUUUAUUUGCGAGUCUGUCAACACGAAAACAACUUAUUCAAUCAUCAUUUCAUGCGUCUAGUCAACAUAUUAUUGUUGGCUAUCGGAUAGCAUUUUUUAAUUUAGUUACAUUAGAUACACAAACAUCGUACAUAGCAUUUUCUGAACGUGAAAGUCAAAAUAAGAAUCAUGGAAAAUUAGAUAUCUAUUUUUUAUUUCGCACCUACGUGCCUGAUGGACUGAUUUUAUAUCGUUAUGCGCAAGGUUUAAAUGAAUAUUUUGCUAUUGGCUUACGAGCUGGUAUAUUAACAUUGUUGAUUGAUUUCGGCUAUGGAAAACGACAAAUUGUUAGCGAUGAAUCGACGAAAUUGGCCGAUGGACGAUGGCAUGAAGUACGAGUGACAAGAAUUAGUACUGAUAAAAUCGAAUUAGUUGUUGAUAACCGUGUAAAUCGUUCGACAUUAUCAACCAAUGGGAUUCGAAAUGCUGUUUCCCUACAACCUGUACUCUAUGUCGGCGGAGUACCAAAUAGUAACAAUAUCAAUUUAACUGGGUCUGGCAUGAAUUCCUAUGGAUUUCAAGGAUGUCUAUCGAGUUUUAUCGUUGAUGGUCAUUUGCUUGAUUAUCAAACGGCCUUGGUACUUCAUGGCAAAGUUAACAUGAAUGCUUGUUCAGAUUUAAACAAACUUUGUUAUGAUUUUACGUGUACUCAUUCGGGUACGUGCAUAACCAAUGAUAACGAUGGGCCAAAAUGCGAUUGCAUUGAAACAGCUUACAUAGGCGAACGUUGUGAUAGAAUACCGGAUGGUUUUCAUUUUGGUAAACAUAAUGCAAUUGGCGCACUUGAAUAUGCGAUGACACAAGCGCGUCAAACCGAACAUGAUACAAUUGUUUUUGGUCUUCAAACAUAUUCUACAUCAGCACAACUGUUUCGUCUCGAGUCGGAUCUCGAUCUAUACAGUCUUGAAUAUGAAAUAGUCCUAGGACGAUCGUAUAUAAAAUUAAAUUUAGGCGAAAAGCAACCAGAUAUUUAUUCAGCUAUAACACAUCUUACAGAUGGUUUGUAUCAUUCAAUUAAAUUAAUUCGGAAAUUCGCAAGCAUCGAGUUAUAUGUUGAUGAUAUUGAAAUUAGAUUAGACGGAGGAAAUAAAUAUACAAAUCCAUUGGAACAACAGUCUUUUCUUGCACAACGACGAUUACGAAUUGGAAAUUUUAAAAAUAUUUCACAAUGGAACGGAAUACUUGCUGGCUUAACACUCAAUCGCCAAUCAAUAUUUGAUAGUCUUAGUAAAACAUUGCUUCGAUCGGGUGAUGUUGAAGAAGUCUAUCCGGAUCAAUAUACUGGCCAAUUUAAUUUAACACCAGUUUCUUUCAUAUCUUCAACUACUACAUCUAUUCCUGGAACUCGAAUUCUAACUACUGAUAUCUUGAAUCUACCAAUGGAAACCUCUAGUACUCCCAUUAUAGGCCAUCUAUAUCAUAGUGAACCAAUAACAAAUAUAAAUAUGGUUUCCCCGCAACCAGUUCAUCGUCGAGGAGCGGUUUUUCAAUGGUUUUCAAAUCAAACAAGUCGCUUUCCAAUUCGUAAUCUUAUAAUUGGUUCAGUAUUAGCGAGUUGUUUCAUUUUAUUUCUAUUAUUUAUCAUCAUUCGUUUUCAUUGUACAAAUCGUGCAAUAGGAAAACAAAAACUUGAAUAUAAAUGUACUCAAACAAACGGAAAAGCAUACUCACAAUUACAACAACCACAACAACAAGAUCGACGUUUUUCACUUGUGCCGCAGGAAAUACACGAUUCAAAGAAACGUGUACCCAACUUUCUUCGACAUUUGCAUACAAAUGAAGCUAAACCGACAUCGUUUCGUUUGUCGACCAAUGGCGGUGAUAGUUAUCAUCUUAUAUCAUCAAUACAAGAUAAUAAAACUUUACCCUAUCGUAAUUCGGAUUGCGUUCUAAAUGAACAUUGCUGUAUUCAUUCAAGUUUUUCUCAACCAGUUUCGUCACCAUCAUCAUCGCUCUACCAUCAAAUCAAUCGUUUAAUGUUGUCCGGAAGUGAGCCGCCAUUGCCAAUGUCUAAUAUUGCGCAAGCCCAUGCUCAUUCGAUCGCUACGGCAACCUUACGAUCAUUGAAAAAAGAAGUCGACAAUUCAAGCGUACAAACAUAUUCUGCUGUUUAUUCAUGUGAUCUUGUUUCGAAUUUGGAUAUCGACCAAGAUGCUGUACAAAAACGUUUGUCAGUAAAACGAAGAUCGAUUCUGAAAAAUACCCAUUCGUCAGCUAUUCAAACAAAAAUUCUAUUUCUUUACACUAAAAACCUUGUCGAUUGUUAUGCAUUGCAACCAAAUAAUCGAACAACUAAAGAGCCCAUCGUUUUAGCUACAUCAGAUCAAAAUCGAAUUCAAUUAUCUCACGCUCUUACUGGAAGUUUUCAUUCUCGAUUACCGGUUUCAUCAGUUGGUUUGUGUCAUAAUAUAUUAUUUUCUUCUAAUGGUCAAUAUUUAAUUGCUCUAUUCUAUGAGAUCACAUCAAAUAUCAAUCCAUACUCUGUUAAAAUUUGGUCCACAAAUGAUAAUGCAAUUCGUACAAAUUUACAUCCAAUAAAAUGUACGUUAGCAUCAACAUCUCAAAAUGCAUCUCUACUUUAUAUGGCUGGAAAACAGAAAUACGGCCGAGGCAUAUCCCUUGGUCUACUGGAUAUUGAUACGUGUAGUCUUUCGCGUGAACUCAAAUCCGAUCCUGACACAUCCAUAGGUGAUGAAAUUCGGCGUAUUAUUUUAACUAAAAAUGAAACCUAUGCAUUAAUUGCUUGUACAGAACAUGCAAGUACAUAUACAUGUUUUGUUAUAUUUAAAUUAGAAACAAUAUCAAGUUCAAAUGAAGAGCAAUCUUCGUCGAAUAAUUGUACGAUGCUGUUAACAAGAUUCGAUUCCGAGCCGGAUAAUACAUUUGCUAUCAGUGAUGAAUCUAUUUUAACUGUAUUACGUACAAAUGAAGUUGUUAUAUGGAAAUUGAGUGAUGGAGAAAUUUUAUUUACUUAUGAUUUUCUCCAUUUAAAUUCAGAAAAUAAAAUACAAAAUAUUCGUCAUUGUCAAAUUCAUGAUAAUCGUUUAGCAAUACUUCUCGAGUCAGGCGUGGUCUACAUAUGGGAUGUAACGCUUGUGAUAGCUCAAUUUUCAUUGGUUGCAACUAUAACCGAUCCAUUAAUUCAUUCCAUAAGUUGGCUUGAUCAGCGACAUUUUCUUUCCAUUGAUAAUGAUGGCCAACGUAUUCGUACAUGGAAUGUAAAUCGAAAGGACAACAUCAAUGAAUUAAUAUGCUCUCAAGGUUCACUUCAAUCAUUAGAUGUGCAUGCAAUUAGCAAUGAUUCUAAUAAACGUCAAGAAUAUUUAAUCAUUGGUACAUCUAAACAACAACGUGAUUUACUUAUAUUUGAAUAUACUCAACCAUUUGAUGAGCAAAAGGAUUCAUCGAAUGUUUCUAUUUGUUAG
Molecule: messenger RNA, 4398 nt
Organism: Rotaria socialis
Lineage: Eukaryota; Metazoa; Rotifera; Eurotatoria; Philodinida; Philodinidae
Source: the annotation of a GenBank genome assembly